AUGAGUUUACAAGAAUUAUCAACUGAAUUAAAGACUCACUUAAAACAAUUCCCAAACUUCCCAAGUGAAGGAAUCUUAUUCGAAGAUUUCUUACCAAUCUUUGCUGACCAUAAAGUUUUCCAAAAAUUAAUCGAUGCCUUCAAACUUCAUAUUGGGGAUGCUAAAAUUGAUUAUGUUGUAGGAUUAGAAAGUAGAGGGUUCCUUUUCGGUCCAACUUUAGCUUUACAAAUCGGAGCUGGAUUCAUCCCAAUUAGAAAACCAGGUAAAUUACCAGGUCCAACUUAUCAAGUUGAAUUCCAAAAAGAAUAUGGUAGUGAUAAAUUCGAAAUCCAACAAGAUGUUAUUCCUAAAGGAGCUAAAGUAUUAGUUGUUGAUGAUAUCUUAGCUACUGGAGGUAGUGCAUAUGCUGCUGGAGAAUUAAUCAAAAAAUCAGAUGCCGAAGUUGUUGAAUACUGUUUCGUUAUGGAAUUAGAUUUCUUAAAAGGUAGAGAUAAAUUAUCAUCACCAGUUUUCACAUUAUUUGGUGGACAAGAAGAAAAACUCCAAAAUUAG
Messenger RNA from Yamadazyma jaroonii, 552 nucleotides. The record is from the annotation of a GenBank genome assembly. NCBI's taxonomy places the organism in Eukaryota, Fungi, Ascomycota, Pichiomycetes, Serinales, Debaryomycetaceae.